Messenger RNA from Durio zibethinus, 1437 nucleotides. The record is from RefSeq and is a predicted model, not a curated record. NCBI's taxonomy places the organism in Eukaryota, Viridiplantae, Streptophyta, Magnoliopsida, Malvales, Malvaceae.
UUUGAGAUAAUCCUACCCUUUUCCAAUAGGUUCUGUUCUGAUAGAAUCGGAUCUCAAGGGAUUAAACUAUUAUAGCGCCCGGACUAUUGGACUCAUUCCAAAGUCUUAUAUGCCAUCGUAUGUCAUCCACAUGUGGAUUCUUUUCACCAAUGCCUCAACUACGCAUCAAACAGGAUAAACCAAGGCCGUAUCUGUCAUUCAACCACCAUUCUUGUUUAUGUCUCGGCCUGAUGACAUUUAUACAUUAAUUAUUUAAGCGCCCGCAUUGUUUAAAAAACAAUACCCCAUUGGUUGUUUACUUUCUAAGUCUAACGGAUGGUUUAGGGGAUCCUCUAUCUCCUUCAAGCUUCAACUUCAUAUGGCUGACUCGCAUAUUCCACUUAUGGGAAAACUUAUGUGGACUCUCGAGGUACUCAGCUACCUAAUUAUCCCUCUCAGUUCUCAGAUUCACCAACUCUUUUUGUAGUUGUUUCAACUCAGCGAUUUUCUGUCUUGUCCCUUCGAGAUCUUAGGAUGUUUUUUUUUUCUUUUUUAAAGUUGUCCUCUGCAGCUCUUCUUAUGAUAUGAAGGUCUUCUUUGCAACAACGUAUUAAUUGUUUUGCUUUGAGAGCUUAAAAAAUAAGUAAUACCUCCGAUCUUCAUUCAAAGAGAUCUGCAAAUGAAAAUAUCUUUUGUUAUCACAUACAUAUAGACAAUGCUGAUUUAAAGAGUACUACUUGUGGUACCUUCGCUUAUUUGAUGCUUGUUGUUUACUGCAAUUUUCAACUUAGCUCUAGUGACGUGGUAGGGUUUUGGAUAAAUAUUCAUAGGUUUGAAUUUUGGAUCCUUCGAAACUAUACAUAUUUUCCUGGAUUUUGUUCAGUGCAAACUAGUGAAGAAUCAAAGCUUAAAUUCUCUGAAGACGAGGAAACACUUAUAAUUAGGAUGUAUAAUCUGGUUGAAGAGAGGUGGGCUUUAAUCGCUGGGAGAAUCUCUGGAAGGAUAGCGGAGGAAAUUGAAGAGUAUUGCAAUACUAGGUACUCCACAAGUGAUUAAAAAACCUGGACGAUCGAUACUAUCCUCUUCCAAAUAGUCGAUAUUUUUGAGAGAACUGAUGCCAAUUACAGACAACAGAACAUGUUGGUUACUUGUUGCAGCCACCUAAAACGGGUCAAGAAGAUCUUAAGCAGUUCAACUAACUUGAAAACUGGAAUACGCAUGUUCUUGUAACUCUUCAAGCAAGUGAUGUGUUUUAUAUUUUGGGCUUCACCACUUUCUCUUAUCAUGAUCUUACGGUCGACUAUCUUCAUUGUAAGGGUUUACAUUCGUAAUUCCAAAGCCUAUUCAAUUAGCCAAUGAAAGUUCUCAGUUCAAAUGUCGACUGUGAGAGUUUGUCCAUAUGUAUUCGAUUUUGAUUUCUUAUCUCUUUUCAUCGUUUGAAAAGAAACUGAGCAGAAA